UCCGGCAGCGCAGCAUAGCUCCGGGCGCUGCAGCGUACGCAGUUUCCAUGGGGACGGAACAUGGCGCCGCGAGAUAAAAGAUUGUCCUCAACCCCUCUGGAAGUCCUGUUCUUUCUGAAUGGGUGGUACUAUGCUACCUAUUUCCUCCUGGAGCUCCUUAUUUUCCUGUACAAAGGUCUCCUGCUGCCAUACCCAACAGCCAAUCUAGUCCUGGAUGUGGUGAUGCUGCUCCUUUAUCUUGGCAUUGAAGUAAUACGAUUGUUUUUUGGUACAAAGGGAAACCUCUGCCAGCGAAAGAUGCCCCUUGGCAUUAGUGUGGCAUUGACUUUCCCAUCUGCCAUGAUGGCUUCCUAUUACCUGCUGCUGCAGACCUACGUGCUCCGCCUAGAAGCUAUCAUGAACAGUAUCUUGCUCUUCUUCUGUGGCUCAGAGCUGCUGCUUGAGAUACUCACGCUGGCCACCUUCUCCAGUAUGGACAGGAUCUGAAGUACAAGAAUUCCAGCUGGUAGUCCAUCAGGGUGACAGCACAUAUUCAUCUGGUACUUCAGCCACACUUGUGAACAGUGGUAGGUCGAGCUGACCUGGGAAAGGUUUGUGUGGUUUUUCCUCAGCACAGACGUUUGGGCAUUGAGCACCUACCUGAGGCCAGUGGCACCAUCUUUAAAGCAGGAUCAGCAGCAGCAAAUUCUUUCCUUUUGUUGUAAGGAGGGGCAAGGCUGUCCCCAUCUUGGUGUUUCUAACAGCUUCCUAACGACCUCAAGUUCUCUUCUGUGGUCAUCAUGGCCAGAGUUCCCUGUGUGGACCAUCUAGUUUUGUUGGGCUUCCAGCGGAACCUGAGCCACAGCACCACAUAACACGCACAUCUAUCCUAUAUGACCAUGGAAAACUGUAAAAUGGUGGGCUCUUGGGCUGAUUCCAAUGUGUGUUCUCCACCCCCAGUCCUGCUCAAAGAGAUGGUGAUCCAGAACCCAUUUAGUAGUUCAUAGUAGUAGUUUUCUAUUCUGAUCAUGAAGCAAACACACAUUUUUAAUAAAGUAUUUUCUGGUA
Molecule: messenger RNA, 1047 nt
Organism: Arvicanthis niloticus (Nile rat)
Lineage: Eukaryota; Metazoa; Chordata; Mammalia; Rodentia; Muridae
Gene: Tmem216
Product: transmembrane protein 216
Biological process (GO): non-motile cilium assembly
Cellular component (GO): ciliary transition zone
Source: RefSeq, a predicted model, not a curated record